Molecule: messenger RNA, 918 nt
Organism: Pelobates fuscus (common spadefoot toad)
Lineage: Eukaryota; Metazoa; Chordata; Amphibia; Anura; Pelobatidae
Product: vomeronasal type-2 receptor 26-like
Exons: 3
Coding region: 1-918 (305 amino acids)
Biological process (GO): G protein-coupled receptor signaling pathway
Cellular component (GO): plasma membrane
Molecular function (GO): G protein-coupled receptor activity
Source: RefSeq, a predicted model, not a curated record
AUGGACUGGCUGCCCGCCGAGGGACUUCUCGGCAACGACCUGGGACAUGCUUUCGUCCCCAUCCUGACCCAGGAGGAAGUCUACCCUGUGAUGGCCCGCCAGCAAGCCCGCACCACUCCGGACAGCUCACAUUUUGAGGCCCAGAUGGAUUAUCCUGUCACAGCUACCAUUAUUUUAUGUAUUUUUAUAUUAUUUCGGAACACUCCUAUUGUUAAGGCAAAUAAUCAAAAUCUAAGCUUUCUCCUACUUGCAUCACUCUUCCUGAGUUUCCUUUGUGUAUUUUUGUUUCUCGGUCGACCUGUGGAUAUAACCUGCAUGCUGCGUUCAACCUCUUUUGGAGUCCUCUUCUCGGUAGCUGUGUCUUCACUUUUUGCAAAGACAAUUCUGGUCUGCAUUGCUUUUAAGGCCACAAAGCCUGGUUACUCCUGGAAAAAGUGGAUGGGAGCAAAAAUACCCUACAGUAUAGUGUUCAUUUGUUCCCUUAUUAUGUUUCUAAUAUGCAUCAGUUGGCUUUCUACUUCUCCUCCUUUCCAAGAGAUGAACACUUCCUCUUACCCUGAAAAGAUCAUAAUUCAGUGCAAUGAAGGCUCAAAUAUUGCUUUAUACAUUGUCCUUGGUUACAUGGGGUUCCUUGCAGCUGUGAGUUUCACUGUCGCUUUCCUGGUCAGAAAAUUGCCAGAUAGUUUUAAUGAAGCCAAAUUCAUCACAUUUAGCAUGCUGGUUUUCUGCAAUGUGUGGAUCACUUUUAUUCCAGCUUAUAUGAAUGUUACUGGAACAAAUACAGUGAUUGUGGAGAUUUUUGCUAUAUUAGCUUCUAGUGCUGGGAUUCUAUGCUGUAUAUUCUUUCCAAAGUGUUAUAUUAUGUUGAUACGGCCUAACUUAAAUAAAAAAAAUCACUUGCUUAAGUUGGUUACCUAA